AUGGUGAGCCCGACAACUUCCGAAGUGCCUCCUACCAUGGGGGUCAAGAUCUUCUCAGCUGGCGUGGCCGCCUGUCUGGCAGAUAUCAUCACCUUCCCGCUGGACACAGCCAAAGUCCGGCUUCAGAUCCAAGGUGAAGGCCAUAACUCCAGCACCAUUAGGUAUAAAGGUGUCCUGGGAACCAUCACCACCCUGGCAAAAACAGAAGGGUUGCCAAAACUGUACAGCGGUCUGCCUGCUGGCAUUCAGAGACAAAUCAGCUUUGCCUCACUCAGGAUUGGCCUCUACGAUACUGUCCAAGAGUACUUCUCUUCAGGGAGAGAAACGCCUCCCACUUUGGGAAACAGGAUCUCAGCUGGCUUGAUGACUGGAGGUGUGGCAGUAUUCAUCGGGCAACCUACGGAGGUCGUGAAAGUCAGACUCCAAGCACAGAGCCACCUACACGGGAUCAAACCUCGCUACACUGGGACCUACAAUGCUUACAGAAUUAUAGCUACAACAGAAAGCUUCUCAACACUCUGGAAAGGGACAACCCCUAAUCUGAUCAGGAAUAUCAUCAUCAAUUGCACAGAGCUGGUAACAUAUGACCUCAUGAAGGGGGCCCUUGUGAACAACCAAAUACUGGCAGACGAUGUUCCGUGCCACUUACUGUCAGCUCUUGUCGCCGGGUUUUGCACCACACUCCUGGCCUCUCCGGCAGAUGUGGUAAAAACAAGAUUCAUCAACUCUCUACCAGGACAGUACCCAAGUGUGCCCAGCUGUGCAAUGACCAUGUUCACCAACGAAGGACCAACAGCUUUCUUCAAAGGGUUUGUGCCCUCUUUCCUGCGACUCGCAUCCUGGAAUGUCAUCAUGUUCGUGUGCUUUGAACAGCUGAAGAAAGAAUUGAUGAAGUCAAGGCAGACGGUGGACUGCACCACAUAACCCACUUGGAGAAGAUGAUGGAGUACAGCAGCGGGUCCCUAUGCCUGGAGACUGUGAA
Molecule: messenger RNA, 982 nt
Organism: Peromyscus californicus insignis
Lineage: Eukaryota; Metazoa; Chordata; Mammalia; Rodentia; Cricetidae
Gene: Ucp1
Product: uncoupling protein 1
Exons: 6
Coding region: 1-924 (307 amino acids)
Biological process (GO): mitochondrial transmembrane transport; mitochondrial transport; response to cold
Cellular component (GO): mitochondrial membrane
Molecular function (GO): oxidative phosphorylation uncoupler activity
Source: RefSeq, a predicted model, not a curated record